Botrytis byssoidea is the source of this 1716-nucleotide messenger RNA. RefSeq lists its product as uncharacterized. The record is from RefSeq and is a predicted model, not a curated record. The transcript has 2 exons. NCBI's taxonomy places the organism in Eukaryota, Fungi, Ascomycota, Leotiomycetes, Helotiales, Sclerotiniaceae. Bases 1 to 1716 code for a protein of 571 amino acids.
AUGAGGUCCUUUCUGGCCUCUCUCUGUCGGAGACUAAAUAUGACUGGAAACAGAAACAAGAAAAGCAGUCAAAUCGAAAGACCUAGUUCUUUUUCUUCUAAGGCAGUAGUUGAAUUUGGGGAAAAUUCGAAGAAUGAGGAGGAAUCCAGACCAAGUGAGAGUGGUGCAUGUAUACCUCGGAAUGGGCUCGGCGAGUGUAGUAAUGACGGCGAAAGUGAUUCCCGAGCCGAAAAGUAUAGAUCUCGCUUGGAUAAACUAUUGCAGGGAAUAAACAAAUGGCAGGAAGUGCUAUUGGCAGAGAUGCAAGCUAGGCACAAGAUGAGAGAGGCGGAAAUCAAACGAUCGGCUGUUUCUCAAGCAGAUGCUAGCUUCAUGAAAGAAGUUCAACGACUACAAGCAGAAGGACAACUUGGAGCUUUUGAGAAGCUUUUCAAGCUUGCGAAUGCUUGUCAAUCAGCACGUGAUGGACUGGGUCCUUUAGAACAUGAAGGUUUUGAGGCCCAGAAAAAAGUCCAGGGGCAGGUGUGGGAAUUACAACAAGUAGAAGAUGAACUUUUUGAAAGUUUUGCAUCCGAGCUUGGAGAAAGCUAUCAUGAGUCUUCGGUGAUUUCAAGCUCAAGCUCAGCACACGACAUCUUGGGAAUCUCUCCUUUAGUCAUUACGAAUAAUCACGAAAUUCAAAAGCGACAAAGUGGAGAUACCAGAGACCAAAUUUGUCGAUCGGAGACAGUCUCUACUAUCACUGAUGAACAACAAAACAAUUACAAAUCCCCUGAUUUCAUCGACGAAUUCAAAAAGAAAAGGUCCGAUGUGCACGAUUUGAGAAUGUUAUUCAGCCAUGACGAAACUCAACUUGUUCCGGCAAUCCGCUUCAGACACUCCGUGGAAUCGUUUUCCCACAUGAACGUAUCGGGUAAGGGACCACUUUCAAUUGAUCUGAAUAGCAUUGGAGUACAUCAAGAUUCAAUAUUGCUAGGACUAGAAAAUGAGGAAGGGGAUUGGCACCAGGAGCCACACUAUGAGUCUACGUUAUUAUUGGAUCCAGAAGUUGUUGAAAUUAUCAACGAUGAAGAGCAACAACUUGAAACAGCUCCUGGUUCAGAUUCUGGAGUGCCCGACCUAGAUCUGCUUGAGAACAACCAUAUGAGCACUUCCGACCCGGAACAGCAUUCAAGCACGGAAUCGUUUCCUGAAUUACUAACGCAAUUUGGCACCAAACGUGAUCGAAUCAAUAAAUGGUUGCUACACAGGAUACUCAUAUCUAGAUCAGAAGCGAGUCUUAUUGGGUUACAGCUACAAAAAGAGCCAGACUCAUCGCCAUCCCCAUGGGCGAAGUUGAUUGUUGCCUAUUUUCAAUUUGCUUGCAACACCUCAAUGCCUACGAACAGUCAAGAAGUGAAGAACAUGAGCACGGAGGGAAAACUUUCAGAAUUUCAGCAGUCUUCAAAUCACCGGGAAGAAAGUACAAUGAUCAUUUCUCAUCCUACUCUACUUUCCAUGACUACCGCUGAAGAUACCGCAGCUGCUCUCAUAGCACAUCCACGCGAUGAUAAAAACAACGAGCCUUGCAACAAUCUACCUCAUCAAUCGACAUUAGAAGGAUUAGCGCAAGUCGAAUCAUCCAAUGCUCGUUCAAUCGAAGUUGAUCUACCUAGUCUCCAAGUGUUUUAUUCCGAAAGGCCAACUACGAUGACACGUGAGGGAAUGGCAACUUGA